Molecule: messenger RNA, 615 nt
Organism: Geodia barretti
Lineage: Eukaryota; Metazoa; Porifera; Demospongiae; Tetractinellida; Geodiidae
Source: the annotation of a GenBank genome assembly
AUGCCCGGAUUGCUAGGGCGCAAGAUUGGCAUGACCGUCAUCUACGACGACGCAGGCCGGGCCAACGGGGUGACGAUGGUCGAGGUCGGUCCGUGCGUGGUGACACAGGUCAAGACCGAGCAGCGCGAUGGCUACCAAGCGGUACAGAUCGGUUUCAUGCGGGCGAGCAAAGUGAACAUGCCGAUGCGUGGUCACUUCGAGCGCGCAAACGGUAACUUCCGGCAUUUGCAGGAGUUCAAGGUGUCGGACCUCGGCGAGUACGAGGUCGGACAGGAGAUACGAGCCAACGUCUUUUCGACGGGCGAUGCCAUCAAAGUGACAGGUGUAUCGAAGGGUAAGGGUUUCCAAGGCGGCGUGAAACGACAUGGCUUCGCGGGCGGACCGAAGACCCACGGUCAAUCGGAUCGUCAUCGAGCCCCUGGUUCCGUAGGAGCCGGCACAUAUCCUGGCCGCGUUUGGCCGGGUACUCGCAUGGCGGGCCAUAUGGGCGACCGCCGCGUGACGACCCGCGGGCUGUCGGUUGCAGGUGUUGAUCCUGCUCAAAACUACAUUUUGGUCAAAGGUUCGGUGCCCGGGGCUCGUAACAGCCUCGUGCGCAUCGAGAAGCAGGGUUGA